AUGGGUUGGCUUAGCAAGAUUUUUAAAGGCUCCAGCCACAAGUUAUCGGAAGAGCAUUGUCGUGAGAAUUAUGGAGAGGAUCCAAAUAACUGUGGACCUUCUUGUUCCGGGGAGGUCUGGUCAGAAAACGAGAAUGAAGAUAUAGACCGUGCUAUUGCACUAUCUCUUUUAGAAGAAAAUCAAAAAGGAAAAAUUGUGGUUGGUUUUGAUUCUCAGUUGGAAGAAGAUGAACAACUUGCCAGAGCCCUACAAGAAAGUCUGAAUGUGGAGUCUCCUCCCCAACAUGGAAAUGGAAAUACAUAUCAACCUAGCACUCCUCCCCAUAUGGAAAUGGAAAUACAUAUCAACCUAUCACUCCUCCCCAACAUGGAAAUGGAAAUACAUAUCAACCUAGCACUCCUCCCCAAUAUGGAAAUGGAAAUACAUAUCAACCUAUCACUCCUCCCCAAUAUGGAAAUGGAAAUACAUAUCAACCUAUCCCUCCUCCCAGAUAUGGAAAUGGAAAUACAUAUCAACCUAUCCCCAUGUACUACCCAAUGGGGUCCAGUUUGGCAUCCAGAAUGUUUCCGUUGUCGUGCAUGCAACCUACCAAUUUCUGAUUAUGAGUUUUCUACAUCUGGGCAUUACCCUUACCAUAAAUCUUGCUAUAAGGAAAGCUACCAUCCAAAAUGUGAUGUUUGCAAGCACUUUAUUCCAACCAACACUGCUGGUCUUAUUGAAUAUAGGGCACAUCCAUUUUGGGUCCAGAAAUACUGCCCUUCUCAUGAACACGAUACUACUCCUCGGUGCUGCAGCUGUGAGCGAAUGGAGCCACAGGACACAAAAUAUGUGCCCCUUAAUGAUGGUCGGAAGCUCUGUCUAGAGUGUCUGGACUCUGCAAUCAUGGAUACCAGUGCAUGCCAACCCCUAUAUCUUGAUAUACAGGAAUUUUAUGAAGGUUUAAAUAUGAAAUUGGAGCAGCAAGUUCCGUUACUCUUGGUUGAAAGACAAGCGUUAAAUGAAGCAAGAGAAGGAGAAAGAAAUGGCCAUUAUCACAUGCCUGAGACCAGAGGCCUUUGCCUUUCUGAAGAACAGACUAUUAGCACGAUUUCAAAGCGGCCACGGUUUGGGGGAGGAAACCACGCCAUGGAAAUGGUAACAGAGCCAUACAAGCUAACUCGUCGCUGUGAGGUGACCGCAAUUCUAAUCUUGUAUGGGCUUCCAAGGUUGCUGACUGGGUCUAUUCUGGCACAUGAGAUGAUGCAUGCAUGGCUGCGGCUUAAAGGUUACCGACCUCUUAGUCAAGAUGUUGAAGAGGGUAUCUGUCAGGUUCUAGCUUACAUGUGGCUAGAGGCCGAGCUUAUAUCUGGCUCAGGCAGCAAUGUGGCAUCAACCUCGUCUUCCUCGGCAUCGAAGAAGGGUACAAGAUCUCAGUUCGAGAAGAAGCUCGGUGGGUUCUUUAAACACCAGGUCGAAUCAGACAUGUCCCCAGUAUAUGGAGAUGGAUUCCGAGCUGGUCAACAGGCAGUGCAGAAAUAUGGGCUUCGAAGUACCUUAGACCAUAUUAGAAUGACAGGGACAUUUCCUUAUUGA
This is a messenger RNA of Prunus armeniaca (apricot), 1572 nucleotides long. The record is from the annotation of a GenBank genome assembly. Lineage: Eukaryota; Viridiplantae; Streptophyta; Magnoliopsida; Rosales; Rosaceae.